Molecule: messenger RNA, 2115 nt
Organism: Saccostrea cuccullata (small rock oyster)
Lineage: Eukaryota; Metazoa; Mollusca; Bivalvia; Ostreida; Ostreidae
Exons: 2
Coding region: 19-2040 (673 amino acids)
Source: RefSeq, a predicted model, not a curated record
UUAAGCUAUGAUGUUAAAAUGUCUUCCUACAAAUGGCUGGACCUGGUUAUACAGCAUAUAUCAGAGUCUGUGUUUAUGAAACUGUGUCAUAGGGUGGGGUCCUCAGAGACGGUGAUCAUGAGGAGACAGAUGGUGGACUUCAGGUUAAUGAUGAUAAAUCAAGUAAUAAAUACAAGAGAAGCAGACAGUAUGAUGAUGAGUGGGGGUCGAAGAGAAGGAUUCAGGCUACAUGAUUAUGACUUUAUGUUUUGGCCAAAUGACCACAAGGUAAUAUGGGACUUAAGCCAGGCUCAGAAUUAUGUCUUAAAUAGAACAAACCUGAUUCUCUGUGAUUGUACAGAGAGCCCUCCAGGAUUUUCUUUACUUGAAUUAUUGACACCAACACACAGGGAAAGUGUAAAGAAUGCGUGUAUGAGAAUAAACGGCAGACGCUACAUAUCAAGUUCCAAAUACAGACAGAUUACAUGUUCAGCAGAUUGGCCUAAUUUUAAGGAGCAUGGCCCAUGUGGUAGUGGCGUUUUAGAAGGAAGAGAGUAUGACACUGCCCGAUGUUUUGUCUGUGAUUUUUGGCCCCCUCCUGCCUCCAAAUGGAUAGACAGAUGUCACUCAUGGCCCCCUUCUUAUAUUGUUGAUGACAUAGUCAGAAAUGGAUGUCACUUUGUAGCAAUAGGACACAAACUAGGUAAACAUGCAGACAAAGAAUGGAGAAUAUCAUUCUCUUUGGCAGAACAAAAACUUGUAUAUUCAAUGAACCAUUGCCAAUUCUUAACCUAUGGGCUGCUUAAAUUGUUUUUAAAAGAAUGUAUUAACGAUGGAUUAAAUGAUGAGGACAAAUUGCUUUGUUCCUAUCACAUGAAGACAGCAGUUUUCUGGGUGUUACAACUGAACAUGAUACCUCAAUGGUGUCCUCACAAUCUUUUUCAUUGUUUCUGGGUUUGUUUCAAACUUAUCCUUAAAUGGGUGUAUGAGGGGGUCUGUCCCAACUUUUUCAUUCCAGAAAACAACAUGUUUCUGAGUAAUAUUCAUGGUGAAGCACAAAAGAAAUUAUUCAUUAGGCUUCAUAAAUUGUAUGAGAAGGGUUUAGUAUCACUGCUUCAUAUUCCAUCUAUCAGGUCCAGUGUUAUAAGUGUCCUUCAAAAUCCCAGACAAUCUGUUGAUACAUAUAAGCACAUGUUGGUCUCCAGGGUUUUGUUACAAAGAAAUCUAAUCAUUGAGUUGUAUAACACUGAUAUACAAAUAUCAGCAAGUAACCUGCACUCAUGUAUGAGGUUCUUUAGUGCUGUAGAAAAGUUGAUAAUUUUACCCCUGACCAAGUACCAGGUUCUCAUGUUACGGAGGUUUAUAGUCUGCAUACUCCAGAACACUGCUUUUAUGUUAUUCAAGCUUUUAACCAUUUUUGCACCAAAAGGAUUAGAUACUAACUCAAUCGUAAACAAACAGGUAUAUCUGGCUAUCAAAAUAUCCAGUUUUAUGCUGAAAUUAGCAUCCAAGUUUGGGAGUAUUUCUGAUAUGUUGUUUAUUGCAAUGUUUUUCUACAAGACGCUUAGAUAUAAAGAAGCAUUAUCAGUUAUAGAGAUGACAAAGGUCAAGUGCUCACAGCCAUAUGUAAUGCCAGUAUUUUUCUCUAAUGUACAUAAAAGACAUGCUGUAGUAUGUGAUAUUCUUAUUUUCAACGCAGUCUGUUACAUAAAUGAAUUGGUGCCAGAACAACACUUUGGAUACCCUAUAUUAACUAUUCCACACUAUGUUGUGUUAUACAUGUUAGAGAUCUUGUGUUACAGACAUGUAGACCCAGUGAGAGCACAAACAUCUCUUAAUGACCUACAGGACCUGGUACACCAUGAUCAGGGAAAAUAUAUAGAUUUACGAUACAGAGACAUAUCUUGGCAGAUUCUAGGGAUCUGUCAACAGGUUACAGGGAACUAUCAGGCUGCUCUGUUCUCCUACCAACAAUCUCUCAGACAUGCAUCGCAAAACAUACAAACUGCUACAUUGAUGAGAAUACAGGAACUCAUGACACUCGUGCACAGAAAUCAAUAACAAAAAAUCAAGAUAGUUACCUGUCAGAGUUCAGCAAUUCAGAACUUUUCUUUAACAGGAGUAUGAAGGAACCCC